AUGACCUACAUCUCAAAUGAUCCCAGUUACUGGCCGUAUAUCAAUUUCAAUAUUUUUGUCAGCUACUGGACAGUUGCCGCGGGCGUCGUGGUGGUAUACAAUUGGGUCUUAACACUCGGACAAGAGAUUGAACUCAUCUGGAGACAACGCUGGUCUCUCAUGACCGUGCUGUAUUUGAUUGUUCAUACGCUAUAUUGGAAUACCGUAUUCUGGUCUCUGUCUUCUGGAAAUUAUACCAUCGGUAUCGCUGACAGAUGCAGUAAGUACUCUGCAACCAUCUCAUUCCCAUCCAGUCAAUACGCUCAUAUGCAGGGUGCGAGGGCGUUCACUAAUUGGAAGUUUUUAGGCACUAUCACGUAUUAUGCAAUAAAUCUGACAAAUUUGGCGUUGACCGCCAUGUUGGGCAUGAUCAUGAUUGCUCGGUUGUAUGCCAUGUAUCAGGGAUCCAGAAAGAUGCUUAUGUUCCUUGUUAUUGUCUUCCUGGCUGUAAUCAUCACCUGCGGAGUAAUCGCGGCAAUAACACUCAACGGUACUGUACUAGAGGAGUUCAUACUCUCUGGCAAGCGUACGUGCGAUUAUGGAAUCGAUGGGGACAAGCAGCUUCUUUUUUCGAUUGUUUGGAUGCUCAACACUGUUUGGGAGGUCCUCGCACUAUGCCUUGCAGUCUGGGUUGCUGUGAAACACUUCCGUGAGCUGCGACGACUCGGCCCAUCAACAGGAUCGACCAUCGGGGACUGUUUCAAAGUGCUGAUACAAUCUCACGUUCUUUAUUUUGCAAGCUUUGUUUGUACCUCUUGCCUCCAUCUUGCUGUUUUCUCUCCAGAAAUAUGGAAUUCAUCUUCUAUUGGAACUGAGACACUCGAAGGUGCUCUUCAAAUUUUAUCGGUCGUGCAGAUGUUUGUGCUAGGACCACGCCUUAUUCUUAGCGUUCGAGAAUACCACGCCGAACUCGUGGCAGACUCCGACACAGAAACUAGCAUGAAUUCGAUUGUUUUCCAGGAGCAUGUACAUGUAUCGACUAGCAGUACUGUGUAG
Molecule: messenger RNA, 1035 nt
Organism: Suillus plorans
Lineage: Eukaryota; Fungi; Basidiomycota; Agaricomycetes; Boletales; Suillaceae
Exons: 13
Coding region: 1-1035 (344 amino acids)
Source: RefSeq, a predicted model, not a curated record